Molecule: messenger RNA, 3625 nt
Organism: Rhineura floridana
Lineage: Eukaryota; Metazoa; Chordata; Lepidosauria; Squamata; Rhineuridae
Gene: SEMA4F
Product: ssemaphorin 4F
Exons: 14
Coding region: 227-2512 (761 amino acids)
Biological process (GO): neural crest cell migration; negative regulation of axon extension involved in axon guidance; axon guidance
Molecular function (GO): semaphorin receptor binding; chemorepellent activity
Source: RefSeq, a predicted model, not a curated record
UGAGCGACGCUACCUGCACGGCCAGAGGCGCGGGGGGAAGUAGUGUGCGGGCAGUGACGUCACCGCCCCACCUGGUUGGUGGGAGGGGCUUCGUGGCAGGCAGGCAGGCAGGCGAGCUUGAGGACGACGAAGACGACGCCUCCGCCGCAGCCGCCGCUGUUGCGAGAGGUGGAGCUGUAGGGAGUGCCAGCGCGCCCGUCUGCCCACCCGGUCCGUGAGCGACGGGAUGGGGAUGGUGCCGCGUUCCCCGCCGCCUGCGCUCCUCCUCCUCUUCCUCCUCUCGCCGGUGGCUUCGGUGGCGCCCCCCUCCGCGCUGCCCCGCAUCGCGCGCCUCUUCCCGGAGGUGGACCGGGUGGUGCAGCGCUUCUCGCGUGAGACUCUUUCCAACUACAGCACCUUGCAAGUGGAGCCCCAUUCCCACACACUCUAUGUGGGAGCCAAGGAUGCCAUUCUUGCCCUGCCCUUGGAGUCCAUCAGCCAAGGGGCCCAGAAGAUUUCCUGGAACGUGCCUGAGAAUCUGAGGGUCUCCUGCACCCUGAAAGGGAAGAAAGAGGCUGAGUGUCACAACUUUGUCCGCAUCCUGGAAUUUGCCAACCGGACCCACCUCUUCACCUGUGGCACUUUCGCCUUCAGCCCGCAGUGUGGCUACAUUAAAGUGAGUGAAUUCCGCAGUGUGGACAGACUAGAGAGCGGGCGAGGGAGGUGCCCCUUUGAACCUCUGCAGCCAUCUGCAGCCGUCAUGGCAGAUGGCAUCCUGUAUGCAGCCACGGUUAACAACUUCCUUGGAACAGAGCCCAUCAUCUCCAGAGCCACAGGGAGUCCUGCGGAGCUCAUCCGGACCGAGACCUCUGUGACAUGGCUGAAUGAUCCCGAAUUCGUGGCCUCGGCUUUCCUCCGGGAAAGUGAAAAUAGCGAAGACGACAAGAUCUACUUCUUCUUCACAGAAACGGCUCGCGAGUACGACUUCUAUGAGAAAGUCAAGGUCACCCGUGUUGCCAGAGUCUGCAAGGGGGACUUGGGUGGCCAGAAGACAUUGCAGAAGAGGUGGACGACUUUCCUGAAGACUCAGUUGGUCUGCUCGGAUCCUGAGAGUGGCACCGUCUUCAACAUCCUGAAGGACAUGGUCACUCUGUCGUCGGACAACUGGAAUGCCACCAUCUUCUAUGGUGUCUUUGCAGCCCAGAGGAAGGAGGGGAGCGGCUCUGCUGUCUGUGCCUACAGCAUCCAAGAUAUCUGGAAGGCCAUGAAUGGGCGCUUUAAGGAGUUCCGGAGGGACUGUGACAAGUGGACGACCGUCAUGCAGGGCGAUGUUCCUGAUCCACGGCCGGGGGCCUGUGUCACCAACAGCAUGAAGCUGGGCGGGAUCGGGUCCUCGCUGGCCCUCCCCGACCGGGUCCUGACCUUUGUCCGUGACCACCCGCUCAUGGACCAGCCCGUCCACCCCCUGGAGAACACACCGGUCUUGGUCCAGCCAGACACGCAGUACUGCCGGCUGGCUGUCCACCGGGUCAGGGCGCUCUCUGGGCAGGAGCAUGAUGUCCUGUACCUGGGAACAGAGGAUGGACAUUUGCACAAGGCGGUCAAGAUUGGCUCUCGAGCUGCCCUCAUUGAGGACCUGAUGCUGUUUGCAAAGCCUCAGCCAAUCCGGAGCCUGCAACUCCACCAGAACUGGCUCUUCGUGGCUUCUGACAGCGAAGUGACCCAAAUCAGGACGUCCACCUGUGCUUUGUACAGGACCUGCCAGGACUGCGUUCUGGCCAGAGACCCUGCUUGUGCCUGGAGCAGGGACCUGGGGGCGUGCAGAGACCACCAGGGGCAGGCUGGCCUGAUCCAGGACAUGACAGCCGGGAAGGUGCUGGCACUGUGCCCCGUGGAAGACCUUCCAGAGGCAGCUGCUGUGGUUGAAGUGCCAGCCUUGCUCUCUGCCCGGGUGGUCUUGCCCUGCAUCUCCAAGUCCACUUGGUCUAGCUGUGAGUGGCAGAGGCCUUCCCAGGAUGCAUCUGCCUAUACCAUGCGCAGAGACGGGAUAGAGUUUACCGUGGCCUCAGCAACUCUGGGAGAGUACACUUGCCGCUGCACAGAGUCUGGUGUGGGAGGGGUGGUUGCUUCCUACAGCCUGGUGAAUGGCGGGCAGGGUGGUCCCAGCGCUUCCAAGUCAGCAGAGCGCAGCUACAGCGUCCUUGUCGGGGUGCUUUGCUUUGUCCUGGGCGUCAUUGUCAGUAGCGGCUGUCUUCUCUUGCACGAACGGCGCCGGCGAGAGCGCCUUGAGCGGGAGCUGAUCUGCCGUGAGCGGAAUGGGCUGGACCUGAUGCAGUCGACCACCACAAGCUGCAGCCAUGAGCCUCAGACCCCCAGCUCUCCUGAAGAUGAGCGCCACCCACUGGCCACCACCAAAAAGAAUGGCAUCCUCAACGGCUACCCCCAUUUGUACAUCAAUGAGCUGGAUACAGAGCAAGCCCACAUCUACCUGGCAGGGGUCCCCCUGGCCAAGUGCGAUGAAACCUCCAUCUAGAGGAACCCCCCCGUCACUCUUGCUGGCUCCCUGUGGGGCCUGCUCUGUGGGAGCAUGAUCGGGCUGCUUCAGUGCAGUAGCCUGGCUGCUGGGAUCUCUCCUUGGGCCGGAGCAGAAGUUUAUUGCAGGGCCAGCUAAGCUCUGCUGCGUUCCUGGUGAGCAGCUGCUGCUCAUGGCAGAGGACUAGACUAAAUGACUUUCUCCAGGAGCAGGCCUGUGGGUCUCUCCUCCAGCCCUGCUCAGCCUUCUAGUGGCCAGAGAAGGUGGGCGAGUUGAGGGCUCCAGAGAGAACUAGGGGCCUUUGAGAGAUGUCACAGGGCUGGUGGUUUCCCUGGCCUGGAGAAGGUCUUAGACAACGGCAACUGUUUUAUCUGUAUGUUGGGGAUUUAGUCUGCCUGCCUGUCACUCUUCCCAGGGGGGCCUGCUCUUCUGCCUCCUGGAGGGUCUUGGGCCAGCUUCUGAGACCUGCCUGGCCUAAUAGCGUGUUCCCAGGAAGCCACGUGUUCUGAGAGGGACUGAUUUGGGUUUCCUGGAGUCUGCUGUGAAGGAACUGCCAAAGUGCCUGGAAGGAGUGGCACCCUGGCGUGCGGGUCACUUGGCCAGCUGAAGUGGCAGCACCUGGAAUGUUUACUGAGAAGCGGGGGCUGACCAGUUCCUCUCUUUGUCCACCUCCAUUUCAAUCCCUGCAGCUACCCUUUGGACUGAGUCACAGUAGGCUGCUUUCCCCACUCCUUUUACUGGCAUUUUCUGACUGACAAAUAUGAAGGAAGCUCCAUGUGGGACUUCCCUGUCCCAAACAAGAGAGUGUAAGGAGAGAGAUCCUUGGGAAGAGAGCCCCCCCCCCCAGUACUCAAGGGACAGAUUGUGGUGUUCACCUUGGAAUGUGGACAAAUGUGUAUUGUUCCCCCCCCAAAAAAAAUCUCAUGUCCUGGCUGUCUCUUUCCUCCACCCACCCACCCCCGCCUUGCCUUUUGAUGUCCUGCAGGGUAUUUGCUUCCCAAGAAGCAGCACCUCCUAGGCAGCAUCUUUCUGUGAAACGGGUGUUGUGUGCUCACACUUGUGUUUGGGUUUUAACUUCCUGAUGUUGUGACUUAUUAAAAAGGAUGCAACUAA